Sycon ciliatum is the source of this 3454-nucleotide messenger RNA. RefSeq lists its product as uncharacterized. Lineage: Eukaryota; Metazoa; Porifera; Calcarea; Leucosolenida; Sycettidae. The record is from RefSeq and is a predicted model, not a curated record. The transcript is spliced from 5 exons. The coding region runs from base 423 to 3146 and encodes 907 amino acids.
AUGAUGUGGUCGACUCGCUGCCAAUCUGCCAAAGAGAGCAGUCGUAUGAGAAGCAGCCAGUCAUUGCCAGCCACAGUAUCCGUGUCACAGGCCACGACAGGAGCUGCGUUGGCGGCGUGCAGAAUUGAAAUUAGAUCCGGAGAGUUUUUAGUGAGCAGGUCAUUGCACUGACCAUAUCAUCGCCAUGCCUGGCGCGUUCACUACUCUAUCUGAGGAGUGAGUAACGUCGGGAAGGACCGAAAACCGGCGGAGCACGGAGGACGCCAGACCAACCAAGAUCUGCAAGCAGGAGGACAUUACAACUGAUUAGAUAGGUCGUUCUCUGCUCGCUAUCCUUCACAAUAAUAACACGUUUCCUGGACCGAAAAAGAACCGCUGCCUGCGACUGCGGCGUCGUUGGUUAGCCUGGAGGCACGUUGACGAUGUCCACUUCGUCAUCCACCCUGGAGUCCGCUUCACAGGCACCGGCGACAGUGGACAAUCGGAAUUGCACGGAUGUUGACUGGAACACCGUUUCAGCAGUGUCUCUCUCUGGCACUGGCGUCGGGCUGGUGAUUGUAGUCACAGCUCUCCUGUUCCAGUUGAUCUACAGGCAACGAUUCAAUGUCAAGCCACUCCUGCUCAAGAUCCAGUUUCACACGCUGAUUACAUGCGGUCUUGCUCUUGCACUCUACAUCAUCAUCAACAUUCCAAGAAGUGCGGGUUCUUUCCUAUCAGCGGAGUCUUGCACUGGACUCGGCAGUGCCUUCUAUUUCAUCUUGCUCUCGUCGUUCUUCUGGAUAGCAACUGAGCAUGUGAUCAACUUGGUCUGCGCUCGCCACAUGAACACUGUCCGUCCGCUGGAGUUGAACGUUCUGGUCAUAGCAUGUGUCGUGAAUUAUGGUAUUCCACUUCUCUUCAUGUUCGUUCUCCAUCUUGCGUCCAAUGUAUCCAAGAACCUGUAUGGCUCAUCAUUGUCAGAUCCGACUGGAAUGGCUACGAUCAACCGACAAAUCUGUUGGAUACAGAACGAGACAGCGAUGAUUGUUAUGAUGCUGUGUCCUGCGGCCCUGUUGACAUUGCUUGCCACUGUCACUGGACUCCGAGCGUACGUGCUGUGCGUGCGGUCCGAGUGCACUCAACUCUUCCACCUGCCCGUCGGCCGUGUGGCUAUACCACUGGCAUACCUCAUGACCUGGCUAGCUGCAGGCCUGGCUAACGGCUCGCUGCAAGUCUCGACCAAGUGCCAGUCUUCACUGGGCUUCACCAUCGCAUUCUGUGUUCUCGUCAUCGGCACUGGCUUUGCACUGCUGCGUUACUACCAGCAUGCGUCUAGCGCCCUCAGCAAGCUGAAGGAGCAUGAGCAGCUGGCGGCCAACUCCUUGAUAUUCAUCAAGCAACGGCCAAUAGUCCUGGGUAGUGACGGUCUGUCUGUGGCAACGGAUACAACUCACAUGAUCGUGUCAAGUGGCAGUAGCACCAACUCCUUGCAGCGGUGGUCAUCUGCGAAGAAAUCGAACCGAGCUAAAGGUAGCAAGCGGCAGGAAGCAUCAUUCGAUGAUGUUGUGAUGUCCUUAGCCCCAUUGCCAUCCGCGUUCACUGUCAUGCCUGGAGCCAGUAAGCCAGCGGAAAGCCCAGGCAGUAAACCCACUGGAGCGUCGUCGGACGGUCAGAGCAAGAAGAGAAUGUCGCAGCUGGCGCUGCCGAUGGAGAGGGCGGAUGCCGACGGCAUUGCUAGUGCAGAUAGCAGUCCCGUCAUAACAUACCCGGCUGAGGAGAUCUUGGAGAAGAGUCGCAGUGCUAUAGAGUUGUCUAGAGGACUGCGACUCGAUGACCCACUGGCCGAGAACAAAGCCAUGCCCAACAUUGCUCUGGUAUUGAAGAAGGAAAAGGAGGCGCUACAGGAUCAGGGAGCACCUAUUCCUGAGAUCGUCGACGACGUGGUGUUUGUUGAAAAUGACUACGGGCAGCACAACAACUCUUUUGACGAACUGGAGUCGGACAGCGAGAGAAUCACACGGCUAGCCCGCGGCACUAGGAAAGCAGGAGGAGAGGGUGCCGGCCAACUGAGUAUGGGUGCUCGCAAGGACAUCUACCCUGGUCCGGAUGGCCAGAGCCAGACAACGCCAGACGAGCCACCAGCACUGUCCGUGCUUAGCUCGGACGGCACCACGACGGGGAGGGUUGUUCCUGACAAUGGACAGCAGGUGCAGGAAGCACCCUCGCGCAAGAAGUCCUUCCAGCGCAAAGCCCCUCCAAAGCGACACACCAUCGAACGACUGAGCAUGCCACGCACGGAGAGCUGGCAGAGCUCGGACAGGGAUAGCUCCGAUCAAGACACCAUGCCACGCACACGGUCUUUGCCGGGUCACAAGAGACAGCAGCCUUCGCAGCCAGCAAAGGCAGCAGCGGAGGCUGACAGUGCUGAUGUUCGUCGCAAGAGAAGCGCCGCGGCACGCAAGGCAAUACAAGGCGAUGACAUGCGCUCUGGAAGCCAAACUGGAUAUUUGAACGCACACAUAGGUAGUUUGCCCGACAUCAAUGAACUUGGCAUGGAAGAGCCCGUCGCUGCAGACAGGCCCAUCAAGAGAAAGGAACGUCCAUCGACAUUUGCUGGCACACCAGUGGCCACUUCUUCUCUGAAGGCAUCCAGCGAGCCGAGUCUGACGAACAUGGAAAGUGGCCAGCCAGUACAGCGAAAAGGCCUCGUCUCCGGGAGGAAGAAGUCUUCACCUAAACAAGUGAGCCCGCUGGCCGCUCAGGAUCCUCGUUACUGGUACCCACCUCAAGCUGCCGCCGGUUAUGGCAGUCCAUAUGGUGCCUAUCCUCCCUAUGGUCAAUACCCUCCGGGAUACGGGCAGUCUCCCCCCGGAUAUGGGCAACCUUCCCCUGGGUACGGGCAGCCGCCCAUGGGCUACGGACCACAGUCGUAUGGUCAGCAGUAUUACAACAGCCCGUAUGGUGGACUGCCGUACGGAUUUCAGGGGCAGCGUCAGCGAUCACAGCGUGCCGCUUCAAACCAGCAGAGAGCAUCGAAAAAGUCCAAUGCAUCAGUGCCCGACGAAGCGGGAAACGUGUACGCUGAAGUUGCGCACAAUCCGAACAGGAAGGGCCACCAGGUGCACUUUCCGGAUGCGAAGCAAACACACGCUGCAGUUGAAGCAUGAUAAGCAUCAUGACUUGAACUGGAGCCUACACAUAAAUGCAUACUUGCACCUGACACACUACAGACAGUAGACCUUGACUUGAGCAUGCUGCAUAUGCACCGUUGAUUUCGUUUUUUUUUGCUUUUCAAUCUACAGUUUUUGCACUGCAUUGAAGUUGAUAAUAAAUGUAUGGAGUCGUCUUUUUGUUUGAGAAAAAUGAAUGCAACAUGUAGUGCAGGGAGUCGUCAAAUACCGACUCCCUGAUGUGAUAAGCUGCAUUUCUCAAUAUUUUUCCUUAAACAUUUCCCCGAUCCAUAGCCCAGCUCUGG